AUGGCCUUUAAUAUGGAAAGAGAAGAAGAUGAAGAAGAUUAUUAUGCCAUUUUAGAAUGUUCUUCAGAUGCUACUACCGAAGAAAUUAAACGGAGUUAUCGAAAAUUGGCAUUAAAAUAUCAUCCCGAUAAAUGUACAGACGAAUCAUUAAGAAUUAAGCAUGAAACAAUAUUUAAAAAAAUCUCAGAAGCGUACGAAGUUUUAAAAGAUGAUGAUAAAAGGUAUCAAUAUGACACUAGAUCUAGUGCCAACGAUUAUUAUAGUAACGGUGCUAAUAGGGAAUAUCAAUUUUUCAACGAAGAUGAUUUCAUGAAUUUUUUUACCAUGAAUAAUAACCAGUUCCAUCAAAGAUCAAUGAAAAAAUAUCCAAUCAAAGCUGAAGACUUUGUGAAACCCCCACAAAAGAAUAAGUCUUCCCCUGAAGUAUAUGAAAAAUUGAAACUAUCCACACAAACCUUAUAUCUAGGUAAAACUUUGAAAUUUAGAUUGAAGAGAUAUAUAGUUUGUAAAAACUGUAAAGGGUAUAAAUUAACAACUAGGUUUGUGGAAAGUUUAAUAAGGGCAAAGAAAGAGUAUAAAAAAUGUGUACAUUGUAAAGGUGAUGGUUGUACAAUGAAAAUCAAUCAAAAUAGCUUUCCUGCCUAUACUUAUCAAGAGCCUUGUUCCCAUUGUUUAGGAUUAGGUAUUAGAAUCCCAACUAAAGCUUGGUGCACAGAUUGUUGUAAAGAUAAAGUUGGAUACAUGCAAGAAGAAAUGGAUAUUAUUGUUCCUAUUAAAAGAGGCAUGAAAGCUGGCGACAUCGUUAGGUUAAGUGGCAAAGCAGAUGAAUUAAUAGAUUGUGGCAAAACUGGUGAUUUAAUUUUUGAAAUAAAUGAGGAUAACAGCAGUAGUGUUAAGGGCGCAAAUAUUAUCACAAGAGUAAACAAUAAUCUGUAUACUAGAUGUAAGAUAUCCUUGGUGGAGGCAUUAUGUGGGUUAGAAAAUAAAUUUUUGAUAGAAACUUUUGAUGGUCGUAUUUUGAAAAUCAACACUAGAAAAGGGAAAGUUUUAAGACCUAAUACAUGCAUUGUAAUUAACGGAGAAGGUUGGCCCAUUGAUGAUGGCCAAAAUUUUGGUGAUUUAUAUGUACAAAUUGAUGUAGAGUUUCCAUCUGAUUAUUGGUUCAAUGAAGUGGCUGAGAUUCAAGCAUUAAAAAGUAUUUUGCCAAGCACUAAAGGUUUACCGGAUAAUCGUGACAGUGUUAAGAAUAUUAAUUCGCAAUUAGUAACCGAUUACGAAAUUAUUGAUAACUUUAGUCUAGAUGAGGAAAAAGGAAAAGCUCAAAAAGAAGAUCAAAAAAAUGAUUUUUUUGAACAUAAUAAUAGUAACAAUAAUAAUAAUGGUUUUUUUUACACUGAAGAUAAUGAGGAACAUGCAGGUAACACAUGCACAACUCAGUAA
Messenger RNA from Saccharomycodes ludwigii, 1440 nucleotides. It is a transcript of the gene XDJ1, whose product is annotated as Xdj1p. NCBI's taxonomy places the organism in Eukaryota, Fungi, Ascomycota, Saccharomycetes, Saccharomycodales, Saccharomycodaceae. Gene Ontology annotation, biological process: protein refolding. The transcript has a single exon. Gene Ontology annotation, molecular function: Hsp70 protein binding. Gene Ontology annotation, cellular component: cytoplasm. The record is from RefSeq and is a predicted model, not a curated record. The coding region runs from base 1 to 1440 and encodes 479 amino acids.